AUGCAGUCAAUUGAAGUAAAGGACGCACCAGAAAUUCCAGGUGAAGGAAAACCAAGGCGUAACGCUUGCUCUCCUGAUAAAUUGAUUGAUUUUCCUCCUGAAGCAACUACUUUAUAUGAAAAUUUUUUGCACGGAGCUAUCGCUGAACUUGCUUGUAAUCAAUACAAUUUUGUAUCUGUACCACUUUAUGAUACUUUGGGUGCAGAAGCACUUAAAUACAUUAUGACUCAGACAGAGUUAGAAUUUGUAUUCACAACUUCUAAUAAAGGUCGAGUUCUUUUAGAUAUGAAAGAAUCAUUACCAACUCUUAAAACUAUUAUCAUUUCUGGUGAUAUAGAUCAAGAUUUUAUAAAUCGUGCUAAUGAAUUAAAAGUUCAAGUUAUCGAUUUCAAGACUGUAGAAAAUGAUGGUAAAACUCAUAAAGCAGAAGCAGUCAAUCCUAAACCCGACGAUAUUGUUACUAUUUGCUACACUAGUGGUACUACUGGAAUGCCUAAAGGUGUAGUUCUGACUCACAAGAAUUUAAUGUCAAUGGUUGGUAGUUUAAUGUUUCUUAGUGAAAAUGGAAAGUUGAUAAAAAUUACCAAGGAUGACGUGCAUAUUUCGUAUUUGCCAUUGGCUCAUGUAUAUGAAAAAACAAGUGAAAUUACAUUGAUUUACGCUGGUGCUGCAAUUGGAUUUUAUCAAGGUGACACUUUGAAAUUAUUGGAAGAUAUUGCUGAAUUGAAGCCGACUGUAUUUGUUUCUGUACCAAGAUUACUUAAUAGGAUAUAUGAUAAAGUGUUUGCUUCAGUUAAAGAAAAAAGUGGAUUAUCUCAAUGGAUGUUUACAACGGCGUAUAAUACCAAAAAGAAUGGUUUGUCAAAUGGUUCAACUGAUCAUUGGUUGUGGGAUAAAUUA
This is a messenger RNA of Racocetra fulgida, 900 nucleotides long. Lineage: Eukaryota; Fungi; Glomeromycota; Glomeromycetes; Diversisporales; Gigasporaceae. The record is from the annotation of a GenBank genome assembly.